Molecule: messenger RNA, 942 nt
Organism: Zootoca vivipara (common lizard)
Lineage: Eukaryota; Metazoa; Chordata; Lepidosauria; Squamata; Lacertidae
Product: olfactory receptor 5V1-like
Biological process (GO): G protein-coupled receptor signaling pathway
Cellular component (GO): membrane
Molecular function (GO): G protein-coupled receptor activity; olfactory receptor activity
Source: RefSeq, a predicted model, not a curated record
AUGGGCACAUCCUUCUUUAACAACCAAACAUCAAUAACAGAAUUCGUACUUCUGGGAUUUGUAGCUGUUAAAAGUGGGAAGUCCUUGCUCACCAUCCUCUUCCUCACAAUGUAUAUUAUGGUUAUUAUGUGUUUCUUGGGCAACUCAAUCAUCAUCACUGUGUCUCUAUUAAAUCAGUCCCUCCACACACCUAUGUAUUUCUUUCUUGGCAAUCUCUCCUUCCUAGAUAUCUGUUACAUCUCUGUGACUCUCCCUAAAAUGAUCGUAGAUCUUUGGGUCCUUUCUCCACACAUUUCCUUACUGGAUUGUGCAGCACAAAUGUUUUUUCUUAUCUCAUUGGCGGGUGCUGAGGGAUUUCUUCUCGCCUCUAUGGCUUUGGAUCGGUACUUUGCUAUAUGUCACCCACUGAUCUAUGCAAGAUUCAUGACUAAAUGGACCUGCCUCCAGCUUACUGCAGUAUCCUGGGCUUGUGGCUUCUUCAAUGCUACUCUCCAUACAGCACUCACAUUCCGCCUGUCUUUCUGCAGAUCUAAUGUGAUCAGUCAUUUUUACUGUGACAUUCCUCCAUUGCUGAGUAUUUCAUGCUCCGACACAUCAAUUAAUGAAGUGGCACUUUUCACAGUGGGUGUACUUGUAGGUUUUAGCCCCUUUUUCUUUAUUCUGAUCUCCUACUCUUUGAUUCUUCAUGCUGUUUUCAACAAUCGGCAAAAAGGACAUCGUCACAAGGCCAUUUCCACCUGCAUAUCUCAUGUCACGGUUGUGAUUCUGUUCUACUGCUCUGGGAUAUUCACAUAUUUUCGACCCACCUCCAGCUACUCUCUGGAAAAGGACCAGCUUGUUGGGGUUAUCUACAGUAUCAUAACUCCAACACUUAACCCUAUCAUUUAUAGCCUACGGAACGAGGAAGUGAAAAGAGCAAUAAGCAAGUUAUUAAUUAGAUAA